This is a messenger RNA of Trichomycterus rosablanca, 549 nucleotides long. Its product is annotated as zinc finger protein 664-like. NCBI's taxonomy places the organism in Eukaryota, Metazoa, Chordata, Actinopteri, Siluriformes, Trichomycteridae. Gene Ontology annotation, biological process: regulation of transcription by RNA polymerase II. The transcript is spliced from 2 exons. Gene Ontology annotation, molecular function: DNA-binding transcription factor activity, RNA polymerase II-specific; RNA polymerase II cis-regulatory region sequence-specific DNA binding. Gene Ontology annotation, cellular component: nucleus. The record is from RefSeq and is a predicted model, not a curated record. The coding region runs from base 1 to 549 and encodes 182 amino acids.
AUGUACUCCUGCUCAGACUGUGGAAGGAGCUUUGGGGUCCAGAGCGCACUCAAAAUCCACCAGCGCAUUCACACUGGCGAGAAACCCUACUGCUGCUCACUGUGUGGAAAAGGUUUUACUGUCCAGAGUGCGCUCAAAACGCACCAGCGCAUUCACACUGGAGAAAAACCAUACCGCUGCGCACAGUGUGGAAAAGGUUUUACUGUCCAGAGUGCACUCAAAACGCACCAGCGCGUUCACACUGGUGAAAAGCCGUUCCUCUGUUCGCACUGUGGGAAGGCUUUUACUAUCCCGGGUGCUCUCCGGAUCCACCAGCGCACUCACACCGGAGAGAAACCGUAUCGGUGCUCGGAGUGCGGGAAAUGUUUCAACGACCAGAGUUAUUUAACGGUCCACCAGCGCAUUCACACCGGAGAGAAACCGUUCUGCUGCUCGCACUGUGGAAAGAGCUUUAAUAGCAUGAAUCCAGUAGAGGCGCUAAUAAACCUGAACCUGAAGAUCAACCAUCUCAGUUCAGAGGAAGAAGGAGAACCCGAGGAGAUGAGCUGA